CAGCUUCCAAAUCCUCCAUAGCCAUAUAAAGCGCAUCGAGUGUCUAUAAGAAGCACUUCUUCAUCAACGGCUCUCUAACUUUCUGUGCAUACUUGGUACUCACAGAGAAAAGAGAGGUUGGCACUGAAGUCGAUGACUCGUUAACGCUCUCUCUUAACCGUUUCCUCUUCGUUGAGAUCGAAACCGCUCUCUCCUUUCUUUGUCAUUGUUGUGUCCUCUCUCUCUGUGCGAGUCAGAGUACGGUUUCAGUCAAAGCUUUGUGAGAAUGUUAGAGAAGAUGGCAGAUUUUAACCAGGAGAAGGUGAUAGAGGAAUUUGAAGCAACAACAAAGGCUGCUGAGAGGGUUCAGAUAGAUACCCUCAAGAAGAUUCUGGAAGAAAAUGGAUCAGCAGAGUACUUGCAGAAUCUUGGUCUCAAUGGAAGAACCGAUCCUGAGAGCUUCAAGAAUUGUGUUCCCCUUGUCACUCACAAGGAAUUAGAACCUUACAUUCGGAGAAUUGCUGACGGUGACUCUUCUCCCAUUCUCACCGGAAAACCAAUCACAACCAUCUCACUAAGUUCUGGCACUACUCAGGGGAAGCCAAAGUUCGUACCUUUCAAUGACGAAUUGAUGGACUCCACCAUGCAGAUAUAUCGGACUUCUUUUGCCUUUAGAAACAAAGAAUUUCCUCUUGGGAAUGGAAAGUCUUUACAGUUUGUUUACAGCAGCAAGCAGUUCAAAACAAAAGGGGGUCUACCAGCUGGAACUGCUACUACUAAUCUCUUCCGUAAUUCACAAUUCAAAAUGUCGAUGAAGGCAAUUAAGUCCCAACCCUGCAGCCCUGAUGAAGUAAUUUUUGGUCCUGAUUUUCCUCAGUCCUUAUACUGCCAUCUCUUAUGUGGGCUAAUUUUUCGGGAUGAAGUUGAAUUUAUAUUCUCUACUUUUGCCCAUAGCAUCAUGCAUGCAUUCAAAACCUUUGAACUUGUUUGGGAAGAACUAUGCACUGAUAUUAGGGAAGGGGUCCUCAGCAGUCGAGUCACUGACCCAUCCGUCCGAACAGCUGUGUCAAAACUGCUCAAACCAAACCCUGAAUUGGCUGAUUUGAUAUCCAAUAAGUGUUCAGGUUUGAGUAAUUGGUAUCGAUUAGUACCCGAGCUUUUUCCUAAUGCAAAGUACAUAUAUGGGAUCAUGACGGGGUCAAUGGAGCCUUAUUUGAAAAAAUUGAGGCACUAUGCAGGGGAGCUGCCUCUCUUGAGUGCUGAUUAUGGGGCCUCUGAAGGAUGGAUUGGAGCAAACGUUAAUCCAAAAUUGCCACCUGAGUUGGCCACUUUUGCCAUUCUUCCUAAUAUUGGAUUUUUUGAAUUCAUCCCACUGAGGGAGAAUAUUGAGGAUCAGGAGCCCAAUUUCCUCUGUAUGGAGCCAAAACCAGUGGGUUUAACUGAAGUCAAGAUUGGUGAAGAUUAUGAGAUCAUUGUCACCAAUUUUGCAGGUCUCUACCGGUAUAGAUUAGGAGAUGUGGUAAGGGUAAUGGGGUUCCAUAACUCCACCCCAGAACUUAAAUUUGUCUGCAGGAGCAAUCUUCUGCUCAACAUCAACAUUGACAAGACGACUGAGAAAGAUCUACAGCUUGCUGUGGAAGAAGCAGGCAAGGUGUUGGGGGAAGAAAAAGUAGAAGUUGUUGAUUUCACCAGCCAUGUUGAGUCAUCCACAGAGCCAGGCCACUACGUUGUGUUCUUGGAAAUAAGUGGUGAAGCAAGCGAGGAGGUUCUCAAGGAAUGCUGCAACUGCUUGGAUAGGUCUUUUCUGGAUGCAGGGUAUGUCAGCUCACGGAAGGUGAAAGCCAUAGGGGCGCUGGAGCUCCGAGUUGUUCGGAGGGGAACUUUCCAGAAGAUUCUAUAUCAUUAUCUAGGAUUAGGGGGUGCUGUUAGCCAGUUUAAAACGCCACGUUGUGUAGGGCCGACCAACAAUUUGGUGCUGCAAAUCUUGUGUGGCAACGUUGUUAAGAGCUACUUCAGUGUUGCUUUCUAGCUAAGAAAUCAUGUUAUUAUAUGGUUGGAAUUGCAAUUUCAUCUUUUCCUGUUUUAAAUCCAUAUAUAUACGCUUCUUGGCGGCAAUUAUAUA
Molecule: messenger RNA, 2101 nt
Organism: Corylus avellana
Lineage: Eukaryota; Viridiplantae; Streptophyta; Magnoliopsida; Fagales; Betulaceae
Gene: JAR1
Product: Auxin-responsive GH3 family protein
Cellular component (GO): cytoplasm
Molecular function (GO): acid-amino acid ligase activity
Source: RefSeq, a predicted model, not a curated record